Eufriesea mexicana is the source of this 428-nucleotide messenger RNA. RefSeq names its product peptidyl-tRNA hydrolase 2, mitochondrial. The record is from RefSeq and is a predicted model, not a curated record. The transcript has a single exon. Lineage: Eukaryota; Metazoa; Arthropoda; Insecta; Hymenoptera; Apidae. Gene Ontology annotation, cellular component: cytosol. Bases 9 to 428 code for a protein of 139 amino acids. Gene Ontology annotation, molecular function: peptidyl-tRNA hydrolase activity.
AAAUAAAUAUGUCGCUCAUAAAUUAUAUAAAACGUAUAUUUACUUAUUCUAUAAAACAUUCGAAAAAUGAACGGUAUAAAAUGGUGUUAGUUGUAAGAUCAGAUAUAUCCAUGGGAAAAGGAAAGACUGCUGCUCAAUGUGCUCAUGCUGCAGUAGAGUGUUGUCGACAAAUAUUAACUAAUACAGAAUAUGUAUAUAUGUAUGAAUCUUGGUUACUACAAGGACAACCUAAAAUUGUGGUAAGAAUACCUAAUGAAGAACAAUUAAUGUCGUUAGCUUAUCAAGCUCGUAAAGCUGGCUUAAUUAUUAGUAUAAUAAAAGAUGCAGGUAAUACUCAAUUAUUACCUGGUACAACAUCUACACUUGGAAUUGGGCCAGGUCCAAAACAAUUGAUAGAUAAUCUUACUUCGAAGUUGAAUUUGUUGUAA